CAAAUAAUUCACAGCUUCAAUUUCAAGCUUCUCGAAAUAUCUCGGGCCACUAGUCCCUUACGACACCAAAUUAUAAUCUCUCAUCACUGCUCCCCUCAACAUCAGAAUCUGCAAAGAUCACGUGCCUGCCAUACAACCCGAUAUGACAUCAUAUCAGGCGGCAAGCCACUCCUCAGAGGAGGACGAUGAAGAUGACUACAUGAACAUGACUUUCGGAGAGGAGACAAAAACGGUGGAGACGUCGCUACAACGGCGACAACGACUCAGACGCGAGGGCGAAAUCAAGGGACGCGUCAAGUCAAAGGCAGAGCAAGCCGCGGAAGAACGAGCAGAACGCGAAGAAGCGCUUUCCCAGUCCCUGCUCGAGACAGCGCGAGCGAAGAAAAGCAAGGGCUUCGCCAUGAUGGCCAAGAUGGGCUUCAAGCCCGGCGUCGCGCUGGGUAGCAAGGAGAACGCGGAGAAUGCGAGACUCGAGCCGCUCCGCCCCGAGAUGAAGGAGGACCGUGGCGGGAUUGGCUUGGAUUCGGAGAGGAAGAGACGCUUGAAUGAGGCGGCGGAAGGGGUUGAGAAGAAGAGAAAGGUCGACGAGACGGAGUUCCGGGACCGGGUUAGGAGGGAGAGGGAACAGGCAAGGAUGGAGAAGCUGGUGUAUGCCGGGAUGAAGGUCUGCGAGAAGUUAGACGAGGAGAAGGGGCUGGAUGGGACGCAGGAAACGAAUAGCGAUGAGGAAGAUGGAGCUAAAAAGAAGAGGACGCUCUCGACCAGACCUCUGAAGUCCAUUUCUGUAGUCUGGAGAGGCCUCAUUCGGAGCCGUGAGGAAGCCGAGCGGGACCGCCGCAUGCGACACGACCUAGAGCAGAGCUCGACUCGUCUCCCAACUUACGUGGAUGAUCUGGAUGAUGAGGACGAUAAGAAGGCUAUGGGGAAAACGAGUGUGGCGUAUGUCCAGGUAGAAGAUCUCGAGGAAGAGGACCCGGAACUGGAUGAGUUUAACGCACUCGAAGUCGAGGAGAGACUGAGGAGAUUGGUCGAGUAUCUGAGGAAAGAGCACAAUUAUUGCUUCUGGUGCAAAUGCGAUUAUCCUGACGAGAAUAUGGACGGGUGCCCCGGUUUCACGGAAGAGGACCACGAUUGAUAGUACACUAUGGCGUUGCCUCUUCGACAAACUCAUCCUUUAAGGCGUCAUAUUAUAAAGCCUCUCAGAUACCCACAAGGCGUUGCUCUCUGUCCCGAUAUUCGCAGGAUAGCAUCGACCUGAAUUUUACGCCAAAAAUAAACUAGUUAAUUUAAAUCUCACUACCUAUCGUAGCAUUAGCUAUGAGGACGGUAAAAUCUCUAACUCUAGCGUGGGGUGUUGUUUUUUUUAAAACACCCUAGUACUACGUCUCAAAAUAUU
Messenger RNA from Annulohypoxylon truncatum, 1396 nucleotides. RefSeq lists its product as uncharacterized. Gene Ontology annotation, cellular component: kinetochore. The record is from RefSeq and is a predicted model, not a curated record. NCBI's taxonomy places the organism in Eukaryota, Fungi, Ascomycota, Sordariomycetes, Xylariales, Hypoxylaceae. The transcript has a single exon. The coding region runs from base 143 to 1135 and encodes 330 amino acids. Gene Ontology annotation, molecular function: nucleic acid binding.